CUGCGCUGACUGAGAUGCCCGGGGCCGGCGUUCCAGCAGCGACGCCGAGCCCCUCGUCCGGGGCCGCCGGGGCGCUGCAGGUGUCGGACUCCCUGAGGCGCUUUGUGUUAUUCUUGGAAAAUUUCGCACCACUUGUGAAUUCCUUGAGCCUGGGCAUUGCAAACCCACUUCUGUUGGGCCCAUCUCCUUUGCACUUUGCUCAGAUUAAGACUCAGUUGGCGCUUCAGCAGCUGAAUGCCGUUGCCUCACAUGGUUCAACACCACCUUACACUUUAUUAAAUCAGGCAUUCUUGAAAGUAGCCAUGUCGAGACCCAGGUUUAAUCCUCGAGGGACCUUUCCACUUCAAAGGCCGAGAGCACCUAAUCCUCCUGGGAUGAGGCCUCCAGGACCAUUUAUAAGGCCUGGAUCUAUGGGUCUUCCAAGAUUUUACCCAGCAGGGAGAGCCCGUGGAAUUCCACACAGAUUUCCUGGCCAUGAAACUUAUCAGAACGUGGGACCACAGAGAAUGAAUGUUCAGGUAACUCAACAUCGAACUGAUCCAAGAUUAACCAAAGAAAAAAUGGAUUUUCCUGAAGGACAACAAAAGAAGGGGAAACCUCAUGGUAGUCGGUGGGAUGAUGAGCCUCAUAUAACUCCACCAGUUGAAGUGAAACAGAGUUCUGUAACCCAGGUUACAGAGCAGAGUCCUAAAGUACAGAGCCGUUAUACAAAGGAGAGUGCCUCAAGUAUCUUAGCAAGUUUUGGAUUAUCAAAUGAAGACCUAGAAGAACUUAGUCGCUAUCCCGAUGAACAGCUAACUCCUGAAAAUAUGCCAUUGAUAUUGAGGGAUAUAAGAAUGCGAAAAAUGGGGCGCCGAUUACCUAAUUUACCUUCUCACAGCAGAAAUAAGGAAACACUUGGUAAAGAAGCAGUUUCAAGUAAUGUGAUUGAUUAUGGGCAUGCAAGCAAAUAUGGCUAUACAGAAGAUCCCCUUGAAGUACGUAUUUAUGAUCCUGAAAUCCCAACUGAUGAGGUCAAGAAUGAAUUUCGGUCGCAGCAGAACAUUUCUGCAACUGUUCCCUCUUCAAAUGUGAUGUGUAAUUCUGUGUUUCCUGUUGAAGAUGUGUUUCGUCAGAUGGACUUUCCUGGUGAGUCCUCCAGUCAGUCUUUUUUCCCAGUUGAGAGUGGAACCAAGCUGUCAGGCAUACACAUUUCAGGACAGUCAGUCCUUGAACCUGUAAAAUCUGUCAGUCAGUCUACUAGCCAAACAGUUAGCCAGACAAUGAGCCAGUCUCUUAUUCCUCCAUCUGUGACCCAGCCAUCCUUUUCAUCUGAAUUAAUUUCAGCUUUAAGCCAGCAAGAGCGGAUCCCACAUAAGCCUGUGAUCAGUUCAGCUGAUGCACAUGUUGGACCUAGAGGAAAUAAAAAGAGUUACCAAUCAGAAACUGACUUGCCUAUUCGGUCUCCCUUUGGGAUUGUGAAAGCUUCAUGGCUACCAAAGUUUACACAAGCUGGUACCCAGAAAAUGAAGAGACUGCCUACCCCUUCUAUGAUGAAUGAUUAUUAUGCAGCGUCUCCAAGAAUAUUUCCACAUUUGUGUUCUCUGUGUAACGUAGAAUGUAGUCAUUUGAAGGACUGGAUUCAGCAUCAAAAUACUUCCACCCAUAUUGAGAGCUGUCGGCAAUUACGUCAACAAUACCCUGAUUGGAACCCUGAGAUUCUCCCAUCCAGAAGAAAUGAGAGCAAUAGGAAAGAAAAUGAAACCCCAAGAAGACGUUCUCAUUCUCAUUCCCCCAGUCCGAGGCAUUCUAGGAGAUCAAGCUCAAGUCACAGAUAUCGUCGAUCUCGAAGUCCAGCUCGUUAUUCCUAUAGACCAAGGAGUCGAAGUCCGAGAAUUUGCCAUCGUGUCAUUUCUAAAUACAGGUCCAGAUCCAGAUCCCGUUCUCCAUAUAGAAGUCGAAAUCUCACUAGAAGAAGCCCAAAGUCCUACCGAUCAGUUAGCUCUGAAAGGACAUCAAGAAGAUCAGUGAGAUCAGAUAGAAAAAAGGCAUUAGAAGAUGGAGGACAACGUUCUGUACAUGGGACAGAAGUUAAUAAACAGAAAAGCACUGAAGCAGUUGAUAAAGGACUCUUACCAGCCCAAAAGCCUAAACUUUCCAGUGGAUCAAAGCCAUCAGUGAAAUCUGUAAGCUCUGUAAAGAGUGACUCAAAUUUAGGAGAAAAUGCUGCUCACAAGUCUAAGAAUCUUGAAGAUGACACCUUACCAGAAGGUAAACAGGUGUCUGGUAAAGGUGCUUUUGUCCAGCGGAAGAUUCGGUCUCGGAAAGAUCAGUCUUUGACUUCCAAUUCAAUUCUUCUUGUGUCUGAACUUCCAGAGGAUGGCUUUACUGAAGAAGAGAUUAAAAAAGCAUUUCAGCCAUUUGGGAACAUUAGUGAUGUCCUUCUUGUUCCUUGUAGAAAUGAGGCUUACUUGGAGAUGGAACUUAAAAAAGCAGUUACUACAAUCAUGAAGCACAUUGAAACAACGCCUAUUGAAAUAAAAGGAAAAACUGUGAAAGUAUGUGUUCCAGGAAAGAAAAAAAUACAGAAUAAAGAAAUGAAGAAGAAACCUUCAGAUUCCAAGAAGUCGUUUGCAUCUGCUUUAAAAAAAGAGACAGAUGCUUCAAAAACCAUUAAAACUGUUACUUCAUCCUCUUUUGCCAAAACUGGACGAAUAAAGCCAUCUACAUUCAAAGUGAACAGAUUUACAGGUAUGCUAUUUUUAUAUUGCCCAUUUGUUUCUUGUAGUGCUGAGGAUGUUUUGAAGGAAAUGGAGGAAAUGAGUGUGGUUUUUAUUUCUAAUUUGCCUAAUAAAGGAUAUUCUACAGAAGAAAUUUACAACUUAGCAAAACCAUUUGGCGGUUUGAAGGAUAUUUUGAUUUUAUCAUCUCAUAAAAAGGCAUAUAUAGAAAUAAACAAAAAAUCUGCAGAUUCUAUGGUAAAAUUUUACACCUGCUUCCCAAUAUCCAUGGAUGGAAAUCAGCUCUCCAUAAGUAUGGCUCCUGAGGAUGUGGACAUAAAAGAUGAGGAAGCUCUCUUUAUAACCUUGAUUAAAGAAAGUGACCCAGAGGCAAAUACUGAUAAAAUUUACAACCGAUUUGUACAUCUUGACAAUUUACCUGAAGACGGACUUCAGUGUGUGCUUUGUGUUGGACAUCAGUUUGGAAAAGUGGAUCGCUAUGUGUUCAUAAGUAACAAAAACAAGGUGAUUCUUCAGUUAGAAAGUCCUGAAUCUGCUCUGUCAAUGUACAGUUUUCUGAAACAAAAUCCACAAAGCAUAGGUGAUUAUGUGUUGACCUGUACUUUAUCUCCAAAGAUGGACUCAGAGGCUCAAACAGAGAAUGAUCCAGAACUAGGAAAAGAAAGUACUUUUAGCCCUGACUUGAAAAACAGUCCUGUUGAUGAAAGUGAGGUACAAACAGCAGCCGAUAGUCCCUCUGUUAAACCUAGUGAGGUUGAAGAAGAAACUACUUGCAAUAUUGAAACAGAAACUUCAGUGCAGCAGGAAACACUUGGUAAGGAAGAACCCAAACAAGCUUUAUAUGAGUCUGACUUUGCAAUUGAAACACUAGAACUGGAAGCUCAAGGAGCAGAGGUCAGCAUAGAAAUUCCUCUUGUAGCAUCCACUCCAGCCAAUAUUGAGUUAUUCAGCGAAAAUAUAGAGGAAUCUGCUUUAAAUCAGCAGAUGUACACCAGUGACUUUGUGAAGGAAGAGACAGAAGUUACAAACCCUGAAACAGAAUUAUCAGUAUCUGACAGUGUCUUCAUAGAAGAAAGGAACAUCAAGGGAAUUCUAGAAGAUUCUCCAUCCGAAGCAGACUUAUUUUCUGGAAUUGCACAGCCCAUGGUAGAAACCAUAGCUGAAGUGGACAAACAUGAAACUGUUUCAGAAGUACUGCCAUCUGCUUGUGUUGUGACCCAAGUGCCAGGAAGUUACAUUGAUGAUGAGAAUGUUGUGAGCAAAAAGGAUACUUCUGAAAAAGGUAGCGUGGAUGACAAGGAGGAAAAUGAAUUUAAUACUGAGGAAACCAGAAUGGAUUUACAAGUAAAUACAGAGAAGGUUGAGAAGAAUGAAGCUGACACGUUUGUAGAAAAAUUGGAGAAGAUUAUAGCAGCAAUAAGAGAAAAGCCAAUAGAAAAUGCUGUAAUAAAGGCAGACCCAGAUACAGGAGUGGGUCAGAGCAGUAAGCCUGAUGAAACUGGUAAAACUAGUGUGCUGACUGUAUCGAAUGUAUGUAGUAGUAAAACAAGCAUCAAGGCUGCUGUGGUGUCUUCCCCUAAAGCAAAAAGUACAACUUCAAAAACUGAAAGUCAGAAACAUUUUCCAAAACCUGUGCUUAGAGAUCAAAUAAAUGCUGAAAAGAAAGUUUCAGCCAAGGAAUUUGGUCUGCUUAAAAAUACCAGAUCAGACUUGGCAGAAAGCAGCAGUAAAUCCAAAUCCACUCAGAGUGGUGUUAACAGAGGAUGCAGUGGAAGGACCUCAGCCCUUCAGUUCAAGGAUUCUAAACUGGAUUACAAGGAUAUAACAAAACAGUCUCAGGAAACAGAGACUAAACCUCCCAUCAUGAAACGGGAUGACAGCAACAAUAAGGCGUUGGCUUUGCAGAACAUUAAGAAUUCUAAAAGUACUACUGGUAGAAGUUCCAAAUCAAAAGAGGAACCAUUAUUUACAUUUAAUUUGGAUGAAUUUGUUACUGUGGAUGAAGUCAUAGAAGAAGUAAAUCCUUCUCAAGCCAAGCAGACUCCAUUGAAAGGAAAAAGAAAAGAAGCUCUCAAAAUUCCUCCUUCCCCCGAACUUAACUUAAAAAAGAAAAAGGGAGAAACUUCUGUCCCUCACAGUGUUGAGGGAGAAUUGUCCUUUGUAACACUAGAUGAAAUUGGAGAAGAAGAAGAUGCAGCUGCACAAGCUCUAGUUACUGUUGAUGAAGUCAUUGAUGAAGAAGAGCUCAAUAUGGAAGAAAUGGUAAAAAAUUCUAACUCCCUCCUUACCUUAGAUGAACUAAUUGACCAAGAUGAUUGCAUUUCCCACAGUGAACCUAAAGAUGUUACUGUUCUGUCCAUGGCCGAAGAGCAAGAUCUUCAACAGGAACGCUUGGUAACUGUGGAUGAAAUUGGAGAAGUAGAAGAGUCAGCAGAUAUAACUUUUGCUACUUUGAAUUCAAAAAGAGAUGAAGGAACUACUGUAAGGGAUACUAUUGGGUUCAUUUCUUCCCAGAUGCCUGAAGACCCUUCUGCUUUAGUUACUGUAGAUGAAAUACAGGAUGACAGAAGUGAUUUUCAUUUAGUGACUUUGGAUGAAGUAACUGAAGAGGAUGAAGAUUCUCUGGCUGAUUUUAAAAAUCUUAAAGAAGAGCUUAAUUUUGUUACUGUGGAUGAAGUUGGAGAUGAAGAGGAUGGAGACGAUUCAAAAGUUGAGUUAGCACAAGGCAAAAUUGACCACCGUACAGAUAAAAAAGGAAAUAGAAAGAGGAGAGCUGUGGACCCAAAGAAGACAAAACUUGAAUCUUUCUCCCAAGUAGGUCCAGGAAGUGAGACUGUUACACAAGAUCUGAAAACCAUGAUUGAAAGACCUGCGGCAGCUAAAACACCAAUGAAGAGAGUUAGAAUUGGAAAAGCAUCACCCUCACAAAAAGCUGUAAUGGCAGAACCAGCAAAAGGCGAAGAAGCCUUCCAAAUGAGCGAAGGAGUUGAAGAAACUGAAUUAAAAGAAUCAGAACCUGAUGAAAAACGCAAGAAGACUGAAGACUCUUCUGUAGGCAAAUCAGUGACACCUGAUGUGCCAGGAGAUUUGGACUUUCUCGUUCCAAAGGCUGGAUUUUUCUGUCCAAUUUGCUCCCUCUUCUACUCAGAUGAAAAAGCAAUGGCAAAUCACUGCAAGAGCACACGCCAUAAGCAAAAUACAGAGAAGUUCAUGGCCAAGCAAAGAAAGGAAAAGGAGCAGAAUGAAACUGAAGAAAGAAGCUCUAGGUGAUGGGGAAAAGGAGGAAAAAAUUCACUAGAAAUUCAUUUAGGGUCCAGUUGAUUUGUGUAUUUCUGUUAUCAUUUAAUUUGUAAUUUCUGUUUCAGAAACAUUCAUGUUGUACAAAUUUCUGAUUGCCCUUGGUGUAGAGAAACUGAUGGAAAAAAUAUGAUGGGUUUGAUUUUUAUAUCAAAUCAUCAGGCAUGGAAAGAUACCUUUUAGAAGUGUUAAAAUAAAUGUUCCUACUGUAUAUUUCAA
Messenger RNA from Peromyscus leucopus (white-footed mouse), 6236 nucleotides. It is a transcript of the gene Znf638, whose product is annotated as zinc finger protein 638. Gene Ontology annotation, molecular function: mRNA binding; zinc ion binding. Gene Ontology annotation, cellular component: nucleus. NCBI's taxonomy places the organism in Eukaryota, Metazoa, Chordata, Mammalia, Rodentia, Cricetidae. Bases 15 to 5990 code for a protein of 1991 amino acids. The record is from RefSeq and is a predicted model, not a curated record. The transcript is spliced from 24 exons. Gene Ontology annotation, biological process: regulation of RNA splicing; RNA splicing.